This is a messenger RNA of Closterium sp. Naga37s-1, 507 nucleotides long. Lineage: Eukaryota; Viridiplantae; Streptophyta; Zygnematophyceae; Desmidiales; Closteriaceae. The record is from the annotation of a GenBank genome assembly.
AUGUCUAGCUGUCAUCCUUCCCUUCCUCUGUGUCAUCCCUUCCUCCUCCUCCUCUGUGUGUGCAGCUUCGGUGUUCUCAUGCUUGUGGUGCUUACCGGCCGUAGCCCCCACACUGGUGAUGGUGAAAGGAAUGGGCACAUUCUGCGAUGGGCCGACGAUUGCAUUUCCUCCAAAAGAACUGACCCUCUCAAAGACCCGAGCAUGGACGCCCCGGAUGAUGCUGUGCUGCGCCUGGCCCAGCUGGCUCUGCGCUGCACUGUGCAACGCACUGCAAGCCGGCCCAACAUGGCAGACAUUGCCAACGAGCUGCAGGGAAUCAGGCACGAGGUGGUGGGGAAGGAGGAGCUCAGUGCAGCAGUUAAGGUGGAUGAGCAAGCAGAGGGGAUGCGAACUGCUGCCACACGCUCUGCUACUGCUGUUGCCCUUGCCGCUACUAGCACGCGCACCACCGCAUGCGCUGCCUCUGCUAUUGCGACGGCCAGCGCACCCAUCAACUGCCAACGCUAG